Messenger RNA from Ficedula albicollis (Collared flycatcher), 4161 nucleotides. RefSeq names its product BCL2/adenovirus E1B 19kDa interacting protein 2 (gene BNIP2). The record is from RefSeq and is a predicted model, not a curated record. The transcript has 11 exons. Gene Ontology annotation, biological process: apoptotic process. Gene Ontology annotation, cellular component: cytoplasm. The coding region runs from base 913 to 1887 and encodes 324 amino acids. Lineage: Eukaryota; Metazoa; Chordata; Aves; Passeriformes; Muscicapidae.
AAACCACUGGAAUUAUAGAAACAUUUAGAAAUUGCAGUGAGGUGCAUCCUGUGGGUUUGUGUACCAGAAGAUGUGUCUGUUCCUUACUUUAGGCUUGCUGUAAAAUUAAAUGUGAAAAUUACUCUUAAAAGCACCUCUUUAAUGGCUGGAACCUGGAAUUAACUUGACACUCAGGUAAUGUUUCUGUUGACAUAGUGAAGGUGAAAUGUGGGGGGAUUAAUAUAGGCUAACCUUGCUUUGAAGUUGAUUUUGACUUUUUGGGAUGGAAACAGCUUUCUGUUCUUUGCCUGUCAGGUACAUUGUUCAGUAAAAAUGCUUGACAUUGCAAUUGUCUGGCAAAAUUAAACUUUGUAUUUAUUCUACUUUAGAUUCAGGGGUGCUGAUCAAGGACUGAAUACAGAUCUUUGUGUUGGAUAGGCACAUGUGACCAUGGAAAUAUCUGGCUUGUAGUUAUUUGUGUGUUUUUCUGAGAACUCAGAGCUGAAAACUUAAAUAGUAAUUUUUGCGAGCAGCCUUUAACUUAAUGAAUAAACUGAUCUCAUGCUUUCUGUUGUCCUUUGGUCCCACCCCUGCUGCCACGCAGGGUUCUGUGUUGGUUGCUUCUUUGCAAAGUACCAUGGUUUCUUGUUUUGACUAAUGUUGGUUUUCUCCAUACCUUCACUGAUAGGUUUACCUGCUACUGCCAGGCUUUAGAGCCAACACAGCCACCAGCUUCAACUGGUUUGGACUUCUAUGUCAGCAGAAUGGUUUACCAUGUUCCAUUAUUGGGGAUUCCUUGUUGCUGGUGAUGGGUGAGACUGAAAAAAUACAGCUUUGCUUGCACAUCAUAGGCUCCUCUUUAGCCCAUUGUGCUGAAGACCAGAGGUUCUGCCUGAUCAGGAGUCUCUGUUAGCAAUUCAAGUUAGCUGAAGAAUGGAAGGGGUUGAGUUUAAGGAAGAGUGGCAAGAUGAAGAUUUUCCAAGGCCCCUGCCAGAGGAUGAUCCUGUUGAGUCUGAUGCAUUGGCUGCAGCUGGAACAGAAAGUGAACCUGAUACAGAGGGUAAUGCAACCAAAUUGAGGAAGAAACUAAUGGCUCCACAUAUUAGCUUAAAUUUGGAUCCCAGUGGGCAAUCUGUUUUGUCUGAUGACUUGGAUGAGAGUGGAGAGAUUGAUUUGGAUGAUUUAGAUACUCCUUCAGAAAAUAGCAAUGAAUUUGAAUGGGAAGAUGAUCUUCCAAAACCAAAAACUACUGAUGUUGUUAGGAAAGGAUCACUGGCUGAGUACCCUGUGGCAGAGGAGAAGGAUGAUGGCCGACGCUGGCGAAUGUUCAGGAUUGGAGAGCAGGACCAUAGGGUGGACAUGAAGGCAAUUGAACCAUACAAAAAAGUCAUCAGUCAUGGUGGUUAUUAUGGUGAUGGGCUAAAUGCCAUUGUUGUGUUUGCUGUUUGCUUCAUGCCUGAGAGCAGCCAGCCUAACUACAGAUACCUAAUGGACAAUCUAUUUAAGUAUGUAAUUGGCACUUUAGAGCUGUUAGUAGCAGAGAACUAUAUGAUAGUUUACCUGAAUGGUGCAACAACACGGAGAAAAAUGCCAAGUUUAGGCUGGCUUAGGAAAUGUUACCAGCAGAUUGAUAGAAGGUUAAGGAAAAAUCUGAAAUCAUUGAUCAUAGUUCAUCCUUCCUGGUUCAUCAGAACGCUCCUGGCCAUCACAAAACCUUUUAUUAGCUCAAAAUUCAGCCAAAAAAUUAGGUAUGUCUUUACCCUGGCAGAACUAGCUGAACUCAUCCCCAUGGAAUACGUUGGCAUCCCAGAAUGCAUAAAACAGUAUGAAGAAGAAAAGUUUAGAAAGAAACAGAACAGAGUUGACCAAGAGCUGAAUGGGAAACAAGAGCAGAGAAGUGAACAGUAAGUUUGGAGUCCAAACAAGACUGAAGAACACGCAGAUGGAACGAUGCUGUUUGUGCUCCCUUACAGAGCAUUCUUUGUGUCUAUAACCUGUUAUAUAACCUGUUGCAAAAGGUGCUUUGGACUAGCACACAAUGAACUGCUUACUGCUGUAUUGGUUGGUCUUGACUUUAAUUGCUGUUUAUGUAAUCGUUUUAUACUGCUAAAUGGCAAAGAACCCUAUGUUUUCAGAGGAUGUUCUUGCAACUGUUUAUCUAAAUGAUGCAUGUUCUUCAGUUAAAUAUUUAUAUACCUAAAUGUUAAAGGAAAGAGAUAAUAUAUAUAUUUUUAUGACUGAGCAAUAUAUUGUGUGUACCUGCUGAAAGAAUUCAUUUGCAGGUAGACAAGGCCAUAAGUUACUUGUUGUUAUGUAUAAAUCUGUUUUGCUGUAAAUGGUCAAGUGCAUUUCUUUGUUGUCAUGAAAACUUGUUUGGAUAUUAACGAUCAUUAACUUGACUUUCACAAAUACAGAGAUCCUUAUUUUUGUUCAGCUGGCUUAUACAAGCACACUCCUUUCCCUCACUGGAGUGAGCUUCAACUUUGGUGUGUUUCAGUUCAUGGUUCAGGACGCAGAGCUGCAGUUCUGUGGGUGGCAGUUUGUUGGCCAUGAGGAUUAAGCCUAAGCUUAAAAGCUGAACUGUCUGACUGGCCCUUUUUCAGAUGAAGUUGUGAAUUUAGAUUCUGCUUCAGUAUGUCCAGACUGUCUCAGCUAGCAGUAGGAAAUCAGUUCCUUGCAGUUCUUCGUGGAUGAAUCUUGACUGUUACCAGCAGGAGCUCUGGUCAUGCUCCAUAUAGAACUUGGGAGCUGCACAGGUACUGUAGCCACAGCACCAUUUUUUGGGCAGAAAUGUGAGAAGUCUUAUGCUACCUGUGUCAUCCAUUUCUAAAGCUGUUGGGCACAUGAUACCAGCACUAGUUUAACUUUUAAGUGUUUUGAACCGUUGGGGUUUCACUCCCCACAAUGGCAGUAAAUCUUGGUCUGUGAAGAAGUGUUCUUGGACACAUAACUAGUGUGUAUAGGUUUACUGGGACAACAGUAAUGCACUGGUUGAUACAUGUAAAAGUUUGUAACAUCUUUUGAUAAACAUUGCAUUUUCCAUGUAAGGGCAGGUGUAUGCAAAUAAAUUCAUUCAGGAGUUGAGCAAUAUAGUGUUGUAGCAAGUAUAUUAAAUCUUUGCUUUUGGUGUUUAUUGUGCUCACAAUUUUGUCUUAAUGCCAAAAAAUAUCACUUUUUAACUAUAUUUAAUGUUACUCAGUUACCUUAUGAAAAAAGAAAAAGUUAUAUUCAACCAGAUUACUACCUGACACUGAUAAAUAGCAGUUGUGAGAUAUUCCAUGGUCAAGGCUUACCAAGUAGCAAUUAAUCCACUGUCUCCAGUGAUACUUGUAUAGACUCUGAGAGCAUUUGGAUGUCAGCUGAGGGAAAACAGCUCAUGUAUCUGCAAGUUUAUUGAAGUCUGCAGUUCAGCUACCUUAAUCUCAAGAUCUAAGUCCUUGUGUUGCUGUAGUUUCUGUAUCAGUUUCAAGGAGAUUGAUAGGCAAGAUGUAUUCACACAACAGGCAAUAUCAAUGCCAAGUUGCCUUGCAUCCAUUCCAUCAGGUUUGGAUCUUGCUCUGCAAGCAGAACACAAAUACACUUUCUUUGGGGCUGUCUUAUGCUUCAAUUUUGACGUUGACUCAGAUUAAUGUAAAGUUCAAGUCAGUACGUGGAGCACUUGCAGCCUGUUUACUUCUGAUACUCUCAUGGUGUGGUCUGUACGACCAUGCAAAUCUGAUUUUACUGGGUUUGCAUGUGUCCUGAGCUAAACAGGAAGCAUUCUGAUUAUCUCAUUUCCAUUUUUUCCUGGUUGAUUCUUCAUGGAGGGAUUGUAGUUCUCUGUCUUGUGGCUUCCUGUGUGUAUAGUGCAGUACAGAGUAGCCAUUCCUCUGUAUGAGCCACAUUUACCAAAUGAUGGGAUUGUUAUUGUGUUUCCUUGUGGCCGAGGAUUCUGCAGUUUCAUGCUGCAGUAGUAUGAUUUCUUUUGGAAAUGUGUAUGUGCUUAUAAAUGGUUUAUUUCUCUAGUAUAAGUUGUUGUGAAUGAGUAUACAGCACAACAGUUGUUCUGUCUCUAGAGAUGUGCACCUUGAGAAAGAAGUGUACUAAAGAAUUAUUCCUGUCUGACUUCUUGCAGCUCAUCAUUCAGUGGUGAGGUGGAUGUUUACAAAAAGCAAAGUGGUCCCAAAGCUAUGGAUAAUGUUU